Magallana angulata is the source of this 432-nucleotide messenger RNA. RefSeq names its product BPTI/Kunitz domain-containing protein-like. The record is from RefSeq and is a predicted model, not a curated record. Gene Ontology annotation, molecular function: serine-type endopeptidase inhibitor activity. NCBI's taxonomy places the organism in Eukaryota, Metazoa, Mollusca, Bivalvia, Ostreida, Ostreidae. The coding region runs from base 1 to 432 and encodes 143 amino acids. The transcript has 3 exons.
AUGCAUUCCAAAAGUGAGGAUGUCUGUACUCUUCCCGCAGUCACUGGACCGUGUCGUGCCAACAGGCGUCGCUUUUACUACAAUUCUGUUUCCGAUCUGUGCGAGCUCUUCCGGUAUGGUGGUUGUCAAGGAAACAGAAACAACUUCCCCUCUCUACAAGCCUAUCAGCAGAGGUGUGGAGGAGAUGGCGGUAUUUUUCCACCAGGAAGUCCUUGCUCUUUACCGCAUGCGCAGUCCGGUAAUUGCCAAGCCUUCUUCCCGUCGUGGACCUAUAACCCAGUCACCCAGCGUUGUCAGGAGUUUGUGUACGGCGGAUGUGGAGGAAACUGGAACCGGUUUAACUCACUGAUGGACUGUCGCCGGAUAAGUGUAAACGGGGGAGGCGGAGGAGAUAUCACGCCAUGUGAGACCAUUAUUCAGAAAAUAUCUUGA